AUGUGGGGCACCAGCGCUCGGGCUGAUUUCCACACCUUGCCAGCACUUCAGAAGAAGCUCAGAGCCUGGCACACUGACACUCACCUGUCCCCUGCCUGGGACACUCACCUGUCCCUGCCUGGGGACACUGACACUCACCUGUCCCCUAUCGGGGACACUGACACUCACCUGUCCCCUAUCGGGGACACUGACACUCACCUGUCCCCUAUCGGGGACACUGACACUCACCUGUCCCCUAUCGGGGACACUGACACUCACCUGUCCCCUAUCGGGGACACUGACACUCACCUGUCCCCUAUCGGGGACACUGACACUCACCUGUCCCCUAUCGGGGACACUGACACUCACCUGUCCCCUAUCGGGGACACUGACACUCACCUGUCCCCUAUCGGGGACACUGACACUCACCUGUCCCCUAUCGGGGACACUGACACUCACCUGUCCCCUAUCGGGGACACUGACACUCACCUGUCCCCUAUCGGGGACACUGACACUCACCUGUCCCCUAUCGGGGACACUGACACUCACCUGUCCCCUAUCGGGGACACUGACACUCACCUGUCCCCUAUCGGGGACACUGACACUCACCUGUCCCCUAUCGGGGACACUGACACUCACCUGUCCCCUAUCGGGGACACUGACACUCACCUGUCCCCUAUCGGGGACACUGACACUCACCUGUCCCCUAUCGGGGACACUGACACUCACCUGUCCCCUAUCGGGGACACUGACACUCACCUUUAG
Pyrgilauda ruficollis (rufous-necked snowfinch) is the source of this 744-nucleotide messenger RNA. Its product is annotated as clumping factor A-like. Lineage: Eukaryota; Metazoa; Chordata; Aves; Passeriformes; Passeridae. The record is from RefSeq and is a predicted model, not a curated record. The transcript has 3 exons. Bases 1 to 744 code for a protein of 247 amino acids.